GAGGCCGCAGGCCGUGCCUCCCCUCGGGGGGGGAGGAGAAAGGGGCUGGGCUGCUCGCCGGAAGCCUGGGCCUGCCACAGCUGGAGCGGCCAGGCCUGCAGUGCAGACGCGGACAGAGGCAGAUCCAGGCUAGGAUGGGCAGCCGAGCUCGAGUGUCGAUGGGGGAUGCCUGGAGCUGGCAGGUGCACCCCGACAUGGAGAGCGAGAGGCGCCAGCCGUCCUUCGACGUGGAAAGGCUCACCAACAUCCUCGACGGAGGUGCCGAGAACACUGCGCUGCGCAGGAAAGUGGAGAGCAUCAUCCACAGCGACCCAGUGUUUAGCCUGAAGGAUAAUUAUUUCAUGAGCCAGAAUGAACGUUACGAAGCCGGCGUUAAGAAGAAAUUCCACCUCCACAUGAUAGCACAGCGCCUGGGCUGGUCGGAACACAGUCGUGAAUUUCGUUACGCUUUCAGAGCCCUCACUGGAGACCUGGCCUUAGGUUUACACCACAUCUUCUUAAAAUCCCUCCAGAGCCUGGGCUCAGAGGAGCAGAUCGCCAAGUGGGCCCCGCUCUGCCACGAGUUCCGGAUCAUCGCCACAUACGCCCAGACAGAGCUGGGACACGGGACGUACCUUCAGGGACUGGAGACGGAAGCCACCUACGAUGCAGACACCCAGGAGUUUGUGAUGCACAGCCCCACGCUAACCGCCACCAAGUGGUGGCCGGGUGACCUGGGACGGUCAGCCACCCACGCCCUGGUCCUGGCCCAGCUGAUCUGCUCGGGAGCCCGGCAGGGCAUGCACGCCUUCAUUGUGCCCAUCCGGAGCCUCCAGGACCACACCCUCCUGCCAGGAGUCACUGCUGGAGAUAUCGGGCCCAAGAUGGACUUUGAGUACACGGACAAUGGCUUCCUGCAACUGGACCACGUGCGGAUCCCCAGGGAAAACAUGCUGAGUCGCUUUGCACAGGUCCUGCCAGAUGGCACCUACAUCAAGCUCGGAACGGCACAGAGCAACUACCUCUCCAUGGUGGUGGUGCGGGUGGGCCUGCUGUUGGACGAGAUCAACCCGCUGCUGGAGAAGGCUUGCAUCAUCGCCAUCCGCUACUCAGUCAUCCGCCGCCAAUCCCGGCUCCGGCCCAGCGACCCGGAGGCCAAAGUCCUGGACUACCAGACGCAGCAGCACAAGCUCUUUCCCCAGCUGGCCACGGCCUACGCGUUCCACUUCAUGGGGACCAGCCUCCAGGAAUUCUUCCAAGAGUCCUACAGCGCCAUUCUGGACAGAGACUUCAGCCUGCUGCCUGAGCUUCACGCCCUGAGCUCAGGUCUAAAGGCCAUGGUAUCGGAAUUCUGCACCCAGGGGGCCGAGCUGUGUCGCAGGGCCUGUGGUGGACACGGCUACUCAAAGCUGAGCGGCCUGCCAUCGCUGGUCAGCAGAGUGACCGCCUCCUGUACCUACGAGGGUGAGAACACGGUGCUCUACCUGCAGGUGGCCAGGUUUCUGGUGAAGAGCUACCUGCAGGCUCAGGCAUCCCCAGGCUCCAUGUCGAAGACGUCUCUCCCUCAGUCUGUUGCAUACCUGACCACACCUGACCUGGCCAAGUGCCCAGCCCGGAGGGCAGCAGACUUCCUUCACCCAGAGCUCUACACCAGGGCGUGGGCCCAUGUGGCAGUCAGGCUCAUAAAGGACUCAGCGCAUCACCUGCAGACUCGGCUGCAGUCUGGGGCUGACGAGCACGAGGCAUGGAACCAGACCACCGUCAUCCACCUGCAGGCUGCCAAGGCGCACUGCUACUACAUCACUGUGAAGGGUUUCGCAGAAGCUCUGCAGAAACUCGACCACGAACCAGCCAUUCAGCAGGCACUGCAGCGCCUCUGUGAUCUCUUUGCUUUGCAUGGCAUCCUUUCUACCGCGGGCGACUUUCUCCAUGAUGGCUUCCUGUCUGGGGCCCAAGUAGACAUGGUGAGAUCAGCCUACCUGGACCUGCUCUUCCUCAUCCGGAAGGAUGCCAUCUCGCUAACGGAUGCUUUCGACUUCACGGAUCAGUGUUUGAAUUCAGCACUUGGCUGUUACGAUGGAAAUGUCUAUGAACGUCUGUUCUACUGGGCCCAGAAGUCACCGACCAAUACCCAGGGGAACCCUGCCUACCAGAAAUAUCUAAGACCACUACUACAAAGUUGGAGAUCCAAGCUAUGAAAUAAUCAGCAGCAUUCAAGAAGCACCACUUGCCCUGGCCAGCUUGGCUCAGUGGAUGGAGCGUCGGCCUGUGGACUGAAGGGUCCCGGGUUCGAUUCUGGCCAGGGGCACAUGCCUGGGUUGCAGGCUCGGUUCCCAGUGGGGGCUGUGCAGGAGGCAGCCAAUCGAUGAUUCUCU
Molecule: messenger RNA, 2354 nt
Organism: Myotis daubentonii (Daubenton's bat)
Lineage: Eukaryota; Metazoa; Chordata; Mammalia; Chiroptera; Vespertilionidae
Gene: ACOX2
Product: acyl-CoA oxidase 2
Biological process (GO): lipid homeostasis; very long-chain fatty acid metabolic process; fatty acid beta-oxidation using acyl-CoA oxidase
Cellular component (GO): peroxisome
Molecular function (GO): FAD binding; fatty acid binding; 3alpha,7alpha,12alpha-trihydroxy-5beta-cholestanoyl-CoA 24-hydroxylase activity
Source: RefSeq, a predicted model, not a curated record